AUGGGCAAACUAAUUCGGCUUGAGUUGUUCAACUUCAAGUCCUACAAGGGCCACCAUGUUCUCCUCUUCGGCGAUUCCUACUUCACCUCCAUUAUUGGUCCCAAUGGUUCCGGCAAGUCCAAUUCCAUGGACGCCAUCUCCUUCGUUCUUGGUAUCAAAUCUUCUCACCUCCGCUCAACUCAUCUACGCGACUUGGUUUACCGUGGCCGUGUUCUGAAGACUUCCCGAAUCAAUGCCGAUGGAACUGCUACCGAAGUCCCCGAAGGCGACGCUCAAGACCCCGACCCUGAAUCUGGUGCACAAGAGCAGGACCAAGACACUCAGACAAGCACUCAACGCCCAGAUCCCACCAAUGCUUGGGUCAUGGCCGUUUACGAGGACGAUGCUGGAGACGAACAAGCUUGGAAACGCUCCAUCACUUCUACUGGCCAAUCUGAAUACCGCAUCAACAACAGACUCGUCUCCGCCAAGCAGUACAACGAAGCCCUUGAAGCCGAGAAUAUCUUGAUCAAGGCUCGCAACUUCCUCGUCUUCCAGGGCGAUGUCGAAGCCAUCGCUUCUCAAAGUUCAAAGGAUCUUACCAGAUUGAUCGAGCAAAUCAGCGGCAGUCUUGAGUACAAGGCCGACUACGAUCGUCUCAAGAUCGAGGCCGAAAAGGCUGCUGAGGACCAAGCUUUCAGAUUGAACCAACGUAGAGGCAUCAACUCCGAGAUCAAGCAAUAUCAGGAGCAGAAACGUGAAGUCGACAACUACAACCGUAAAGCCGACGAGAAAGAUCAGGCUGUCGUUACUCAUGUUCUCUGGAAGCUGUAUCACUUCCAACAAAUGGUCGAAUCGUCCGGUGCUGAGAUUCAAAAACACCAGGACGAGCUGAAGGAGUACCGAAGAAACGUUGAGGCUUACGAGGCCAGGCUUGCAGAAGCACAACAAGAGCAAGCUAGAGCAGGUCGCGAGGUUCACAAGCUGGAACGCAACAUCAAGAACAAGGAAAAGGCUGUUGAGGAGAAGGAGAACGAUCUCUUACCCAUCAACGAGAAAAUCUCCCUAUCCAACAAGAAACUUGAAGCAACACGAAAGCGAAUCACUGAAAUCUCAAAAGAGCGUGAUGCCCAGUCUCGCAACGCCGACCAGUUGAAAAAGGAUCUUGAACUUGUCCAGAGAGCCCAAAGCAGAUGGGAGCAGGAAUGGUCAGCAGCUCAACAGCAAGCAGGUCGUGAGCUUAGCGAGGCCGAUCUCCAAGAAUACAACCGUCUGAGAGGAGAUGUCAACAAGAGAACAGCAGCCGACCAGAUCAAAGUGGACAACAUCACACGUCAACUCAAGACGGACGAAGAGACUGUUGAGAGUUUGAAGAGCAAGGUCGACUCUACAGAAAACCACAUCUCCAAGCUUGACAGUGAAGUAUCCACUUUACGAGCGAGGCGUGAUGAGUUAAUUUCGACUAUUCGCUCUAUCAACAAUGAAGCAGACAGCAAGAAGAAGGAAUUCAACACUCUGACAUCGGAGAGAUUGAGAUCCGCUCAGAAACACACCGAGAUCGAGGAGAAGCUCCAAGAAGUGCUGCACAAGCUCAACGAUGCAUCUGUAUCUCAACGAGAAUCUGAGAAGGAGACACGAGCUCGUGAGACUGUUGCUGCUAUGAAGAGAAUCUUCCCUGGUGUCCGAGGUCAACUAUGGUCGCUCUGCAAGCCGAAGCAGAAGAAGUACAACGUCGCCGUCAGCACUGUCCUCGGUCGCCAUAAUGAUUCCAUUGUAGUUGACACGGAAAAAGUGGCAAAGGAGUGCAUUCAGUACCUUCGUGAUCAACGUGCUGGCCAGGCAACCUUCAUCCCGCUCGACACUAUCAUGCACAAAGCACCAGACGCGAACCUGAAGGGCAUGCAUAGGGGCAUGCGUCUCGCCAUUGACACAAUUGAUUAUGAAAAUGCCGUCGAACGUGCCAUUUCUUUCGCUUGCGGGAACAGCAUUGUUUGCGAUGAUCUACAGAUUGCCAGACAUCUCUGCUACGACAGGCGUGUCGAGGCCAAGGCAGUCACACUUGAUGGAACCAUCAUUCACAAGGGCGGUCUAAUGACCGGUGGACAUGGCUCAAACGACCAACGAAAUGCACGAAAGUGGGAAGAUUCGGAAGUCGAGAACUUGCGCCGCCUGAAGGAUAAGCUGCUGGCCGAUCUGAGUGCUCUACCAAAGGGCCAUCGCCGACAAGCUGAAGAAGAGGCUCUCCAGGGUGAACUUGCUGGUCUCGAGUCACGUCGCGCCUUUGCCGACGAAGAGCUCAAGGCACUUGAAUCGAAUAUCGAGAGCAAGCGCCGCGAGCUGAACUUUGCCAGACGUCAAGUCGAGGAGACAAGGCCGAAGUACGAAGAGCAAGCUCAGGGCGUCACUACUCUGCGUAGCCAGCUCGAGUCAUACUCAUCGUCAGUGGCGACUGUCGAAGACCAAGUCUUUGCCUCAUUCUGCCAACGUCUAGGCUACAGUGACAUACGUGCGUACGAAGCUCAGCAGGGUAGUGCCCAGCAAGAGGCUGCACAAAAGAAGCUCGAGUUCACUACCCAGCGCAGCAGAUUGGAGAACCAGCUUGCCUUUGAGACACAACGUCUGCAGACAACGAAGGACCGCAUUGCUAAGUUGCAGAGCGACGUUAAGGAAGCUCAAGCCAACAUUGCAAGCCUCGAAUCUGAGCGUGAUGAUCUCAAUAACGAGCUAGAUGAACUGAAUGCCGAAGUUGAGCAGAUGAAUGAGCAACUCAUCACACGCAGAACGAAGUACGACGAGAAGUCUGACAAGGUUGCUGAACACAGACGUGAAGUCGCAAAACGAUCGAAGUCGAUUGAAGAUACGAACAAAGACAUCACGGCUCUACAAGAAGCAGUGCAGCGGUCAAACUCAGAUCGUUACUCAUUACUUCGCCGAUGCAGAAUCGAGGAGAUCAAUAUCCCUCUUACUUCCCAGAGCAGGAAGCUGGAGACUCUUCCGCUAGAUGGUGGCAUGGCCGCUGAUGAAGACGCCAUGGACGUGGACGAGGAGGUUGCGUCUCAACGCGUGCCCGUUGUCAACGACUACGGCAUUGACGUUGACUUCUCGGACUUGGACGACGAUUUGAAAGAAGACGAUUCCGAACAAUGCGAGGCGACUCUGCAGGAAAUCGUCUCGAACAUACAGGCCGACCUCGACAAGAUGGCACCAAACAUGAGAGCUAUCGAACGUCUCGAAGGUGUUGAAGCACGUCUCAAAUCCACUGAUGAUGAGUUUGAAGCAAGUCGCAAAGCAGCCAAAGAAGCCAAGGAUCAAUUCGACGACAUCAGAGACUUGAGAUCCGAACUCUUUAACAAAGCUUACGAACACAUCUCUGGUCAGAUUGAUCAAGUAUACAAGGAGCUCACACGCACUGCCAGUUUCCCUCUCGGUGGACAGGCAUACCUCGAUCUCGAAGACACUGACGAGCCAUAUCUCAGUGGUAUCAAAUACCACGCUAUGCCUCCGCUCAAGCGCUUCCGUGAUAUGGAGCAUCUAUCCGGUGGCGAGAAGACUAUGGCAGCGCUGGCUCUACUCUUCGCUAUCCACACAUAUGCUCCUUCGCCUUUCUUCGUCCUGGAUGAGGUUGAUGCUGCUCUCGACAAUGCGAACACUGCCCGCCUGGCCAACUAUGUCAAGGAGCAUGCAGGCCCUGGCAUGCAAUUCGUUGUCAUUUCGCUCAAGACUGGACUCUUCCAGAACAGUGAGACACUUGUCGGUGUCAUGAGAGAUCAGACUGUGAACAGCAGUAGGACCUUGACUAUGGAUCUUCGCAAGUACCAGGCUGCAUAA
Molecule: messenger RNA, 3807 nt
Organism: Aureobasidium melanogenum CBS 110374
Lineage: Eukaryota; Fungi; Ascomycota; Dothideomycetes; Dothideales; Saccotheciaceae
Product: cohesin complex subunit Psm1
Exons: 4
Coding region: 1-3807 (1268 amino acids)
Biological process (GO): sister chromatid cohesion
Cellular component (GO): nucleus; cohesin complex; chromosome
Molecular function (GO): ATP hydrolysis activity; protein binding; DNA binding
Source: RefSeq, a predicted model, not a curated record